CGUGUACAACAUACCGGCUUCUCUCAGUGUCGUGUGAGGCAGCGAAAGUACAACACCGGUGUUCAGAGCUCGUGUGUAAAAAAUACCAACAAUAUUAACUAGGAAUGUUUUGACUGAACAAGGACCUAAUCGGCUUCGGUCUAUAUAUAUACUGUGUAUAUUUUAAACGUCUAUGUAUUUAUAAAGGGACUGUGGCAGUAUAAGGUAUUACUGUAUACACCCGCUGAGGACCUCACUAUUGGGCUUUAAAUUAUUUCUUAAAAACCUUUGCAGUGUGUACUUAAUCAGAGGAGUACAUUCGCGUGUCAGUUAGGACUCAGUUAGAACUGAGCUCCGGUUGGGGACAGAUCGGAGGAUACUAAAAACAGAGGAUGUCUUCAAUACCGACCUGCCCCCGGGAUGAUAACCAACGACUCGUGUGUCGCCAACAUGCCAGCACGACAUGUAUGUCCCUACACUACGGUCUUCACCAGGACUGUGUCAUGGCCGACGGCUGGCUGACCUGCCUAGAUGUGACAAUGACAAGUAAUAACAGAAAAGUCUGCUCCGAAAACUAUGGCGUCCAUAACAAUUCUGUCUGGGUACAAGAUGGUUGCGAGGCCAGCUUCGAGGCCUGCUAUGUCACAGAUAUAUCCGGGUCUCGCCUUCGACAGAGGACACUAGAGUGUCGGAACUUGGAUGAUACUUAUAAAAUGUGUGAGGUAGAGGGCGCUAAGCUCGUCAAGGAUGUGGAAUUAAAAUAUGAACUACCGUCUCACGGUCCGUGUUCCAAAGGAAUAAGUUAUGGAAUAUUCAACAAUUCUAUGUGGAUCCAUUCAGGGUGCAAUGGGAUAUUUGACAUUCAAUAUUACGAAGCAAAAUCUUCGUCACCGGGUGGGACGCUCGCCCCAACCCCUGAACCCGUCCCUUCUACAACUCCUGCCCCUACACCAGCGCCAACACCAAAGCAUACCACGCCUUAUGUGAAGUAUCCGUUUGACCCGGAAACUCCUCGGCCUCCAUAUCGCCCUACCCCCACUCCGGGGCUCAGUAGCACCACCCAGGCGACGGGUGCCACGCCCUUCCAGGGCCGUGACAAUCUUGUUCCUAUUACAGUGGCUGUAUUUAUGGGUAUUUUUGUUGCCCUCUUGCUCAUUCUGUUUGCGGUUUUGUGGAUCUGUCGGCGAAAUACUGUUGUUAAGCGCCAUCUAGGUGACCCAGGUACCAAUGAGAAAUCCACACGUGACAGUGACGAACUCUCGAAUGCCUACGAAGAAAUCGCCCCUGUGUUAGAACUGUCCCGAUAUGAGAAGUCUAGAGAGGAGGAUCCCUUCUUGGCGACAAAGUCGAACAAUUUAAAUAUGGAACACAAUAAUAAUCCUCCAUUACCACCAAACAACUAUUUUAUUCUGGAGCCCCACACACCGGAUCCUCCCACCCCUCGGGGAUCAACUAUAAGCUCGUCCAGCCAUGGCUACUAUAAAGUGGAUCCUGGAGCCCCGCCCCUUAUGGCUCCGCCCCUAACGGCCCUUUCUCAGGCUGGGGCCCCGCCUUAUUAUGGCGCGCCACCACUUCCGGACCCUAAUGUGCAGCCAUACGCUCAGACAAUGCUUCAGCUGGACCACAUGUCCAAGCCUUUUGUGAGAAACAUACCUACAGCUCCGAUAAGGACGGACGACGCAGGCUCUAUACAUUUUUCUUCUGGCGAAACACAAUUUGUGAAUUAUAACACGAACCCGUCAACCUUUACCCCUAUUCCACAAUAUCCGUCCCUCCACCGCCACAGUUCCCGGACGAGUGGUAGUACGGACAGUGGUUAUGAGAAGAUCGAGGAUCAUUGGAGUGACCCCAGGCGGUCAAGCAGUGCGGGGACACCGGACAGACUUGGACAUUCGUCUACCCCGGACAGACUUUCGUCUGACCGACACAGUCACUCCACAACUCCCGAUAGACUUAGCCACUCCUCCACCUUGGAGCGACAUUGUCACUCCUCGACUCCGGAUAGACUUUUGUUGGGUGAUUCGCGACACAAACAAAUUCCUGGUCCGUACACCAGUUUUGAUAACCACACACACUGUUAAUACUUCAUCCAUCACCGCCUUGUGUUAUUUGAUAUCAAUUGUGAUCUGAUGUGAAAAUGUUAUUAAAUAUUUUAAUUAUGA
Messenger RNA from Pecten maximus, 2141 nucleotides. RefSeq lists its product as uncharacterized. The coding region runs from base 372 to 2060 and encodes 562 amino acids. Lineage: Eukaryota; Metazoa; Mollusca; Bivalvia; Pectinida; Pectinidae. The transcript is spliced from 6 exons. The record is from RefSeq and is a predicted model, not a curated record.